Messenger RNA from Trichoplax adhaerens, 5190 nucleotides. RefSeq lists its product as uncharacterized. Gene Ontology annotation, cellular component: kinesin complex. The transcript is spliced from 3 exons. The record is from RefSeq and is a predicted model, not a curated record. NCBI's taxonomy places the organism in Eukaryota, Metazoa, Placozoa, Uniplacotomia, Trichoplacea, Trichoplacidae. Gene Ontology annotation, molecular function: protein binding. The annotation marks the transcript as partial.
AAAGCUGUAACUCAAAUCAAAUCGAUAGUGGAGAGUAGCGAUAGUCGUCGUCAACUUGAAUAUUCUACUUAUCUCGCUAUGGCUCAAUCUUACCGGGAAAAAUAUCAAUUGAUAGAAGCCAAUGAAUACAGUGGAAAAGCAGAAAAGUUAGCUGAGAAACUAGAAGAGGUCAAGAUUUCUUAUUGUUUCGAUAUCCAGGGCGACUGUAAACGACUUCAAGGUGAUUUUAUGGGUGCUUUGCGUGAUUACAACAAAUCACUUCAAAUAAAAUUAAAAUCGUUAGGGAGUGAACAUCUUGAUGUCUGUGAGUCCUAUCAGAACAUUGGCUUGGUCUAUCAGAAUCAAGGCAAGCAUGACGAGGCUUUAAAGGAAUACAAUAAAUCAUUAAGGAUUAAGCUGAAAAUUCUUGAAAAUAAUGAUCCUAGUAUUGCUGUAUUAUAUAACAGCAUUGGACAAGUCUAUCAAGACCUAGGCAAGUAUGAUGACGCUCUAUCAAUGCAUAACAAAUCACUCAAGAUUAAUCGAACACAACUUGGCGACAAUCAUCCAAGUAUUGCUACAACAUAUAACAACAUUGGUCGUGUUUAUAAUCAUCAAGGCAAGUAUGAUGACGCUCUAUCAAUGCAUAACAAGUCACUCAAGAUUACACAAACACAACUUGACGACAAUCAUCCAAGUAUUGCUGAUACAUAUGACAACAUUGGUCUUGUCUAUGAUAAUCAAGGCAAGUAUGAUGACGCUCUAUCAAUGCAUAACAAGUCACUCAAGAUUAAUCUGACACAACUUGGCGACAAUCAUCCAAGUAUUGCUACAACAUAUCACAACAUUGGUCGUGUUUAUAAUCAUCAAGGCAAGUAUGAUGACGCUCUAUCAAUGCAUAACAAGUCACUCAAGAUUACACUGACACAACUUGGCGACAAUCAUCCAAGUAUUGCUACAACAUAUGACAACAUUGGUCUUGUCUAUGAUAAUCAAGGCAAGUAUGAUGACGCUCUAUCAAUGCAUAACAAGUCACUCAAGAUUCAACAAACACAACUUGGCGACAAUCAUCCAAGUAUUGCUACAACAUAUCACAACAUUGGUCGUGUCUAUAAUCAUCAAGGCAAGUAUGAUGACGCUCUAUCAAUGCAUAACAAGUCACUCAAGAUUAAUCUGACACAACUUGGCGACAAUCAUCCAAGUAUUGCUACAACAUAUGACAACAUUGGUCUUGUCUAUGAUAAUCAAGGCAAGUAUGAUGACGCUCUAUCAAUGCAUAACAAGUCACUCAAGAUUCGACAAACACAACUUGGCGACAAUCAUCCAAGUAUUGCUACAACAUAUGACAACAUUGGUCGUGUUUAUAAUCAUCAAGGCAAGUAUGAUGACGCUCUAUCAAUGCAUAACAAGUCACUCAAGAUUAAUCUGACACAACUUGGUGAUAAUCAUCCAAGUAUUGCUGAUACAUAUAACAACACUGCAAAUGUCUAUGAUAAUCAAGGCAAGUAUGAUGACGCUCUAUCAAUGCAUAACAAGUCACUCAAGAUUAAACUGACACAACUUGGCGACAAUCAUCCGAGUAUUGCUGAUACAUAUAACAACACUGCAAAUGUCUAUAAUCGUCAAGGCAAGUAUGAUGACGCUCUAUCAAUGUAUAACAAAUCACUCAAGAUUAAACUGACACAACUUGGCGACAAUCAUCCGAGUAUUGCUGAUACAUAUAACAACAUUGCAAAUGUCUAUGAUAAGCAAGGCAAGUAUGAUGACGCUCUAUCAAUGUAUAACAAGUCACUCAAGAUUAAACUGACACAACUUAGCGACAAUCAUCCAAGUAUUGCUGAUACAUAUAACAACAUUGCAAAUGUCUAUGAUAAUCAAGGCAAGUAUGAUGACGCUCUAUCAAUGUAUAACAAGUCACUCAAGAUUAAACUGACACAACUUGGCGACAAUCAUCCAAGUAUUGCUGAUACAUAUAACAACAUUGCAAAUGUCUAUGAUAAUCAAGGCAAGUAUGAUGACGCUCUAUCAAUGUAUAACAAGUCACUCAAGAUUAAACUGACACAACUUGGCGACAAUCAUCCAAGCAUUGCUGAUACAUAUAACAACACUGCAAAUGUCUAUGAUAAUCAAGGCAAGUAUGAUGACGCUCUAUUAAUGUAUAACAAGUCACUCAAGAUUAAUCUGACACAACUUGGCGACAAUCAUCCAAGUAUUGCUAUAACAUAUAGCAACAUUGGUCGUGUCUAUAGUGAUCAAAGCAAGCAUAAAGAAGCUAUUUCUAUGUAUAAGCAAUCCCUUAAGAUUCAAUUAUCAGUUUUGGGUCGCAAUCAUCCUGAUGUGACAAAGUCGUAUAGCGGUCUAGGAAAUGUAUAUCUUGCUGAAGGCAAGUAUGAAGAAGCUAUUUCUAUGUACGAGCAAUCCUAUAACAUUCUAUUAUCAGUUUUGGGUCACAACCAUCCUGAUGUCACAAAGUCAUAUAACAAUCUAAGAAAUGUAUAUCAAGCUGAAGGUAAGCGUGAAGAAGCUAUUUCUACGAAUGAGAAAUCACUCAAAGAGAAACAAGAGGAACAAGAGAAGCAAGAAAAGCAAGAGGAGAAACAAGAGGAACAAGAGAAGCAAGAAGAGCAAGAGGAGCUAGAGGAGAAGCAAGAGAAGCAAGGGGAAAAAAGGGAGCAAGAGGAAAAAGAGAAGCAAAAGGAGCAAGAGAAGCGAGAAAAGCAAGAGAAGCAAGAAGAGCAAGGGGAAAAAAGGCAUCAAGAGGAGCUAGAGGAGAAAGAGAAACAAAAGGAGCAAGAGAAGCAAGAAAAGCAAGAGAAACACGAGAAGCAAGAAGAGGAAGAUGAGUUAGCAGAUUCUACUGUAGAGCUUGGCCAACAAAGCGAGAAACCUGAAGAUAAAUCGAUCAACCAGUCUAGAAAUGAAGAACAAACGGCAAUAGAUGAUUUCAAUGACGUCAAUAAUAAAGAAUAUCUAGCUGCUUAUAAUGAAGCUCUACAAGAUGGGGAAUGUCGCAAUGAUUUCACUAAAAUUGUUUUUAGCGGUCCAGAAAAUGUGGGUAAAACGACCAUUAUGAACAUCUUUACAAAUGAGGAAGUCACUAUUGGCAUAACACAAACUCAGAUCAUGGAUAACACUGGCAGAUAUAUCAAUUUCAUUACAUAUAAUAUUUUAGACAAGAAAAUUGAUAGUUUACGAUUAGUAUUAUAUGGGAAAGUGUUAGCGGUAAUAGAGAAAUUCAAAAAGACGUUGAAAAUUUCACCUGACGCAAGUCAAAAUAUCCAACUUAUGCACAUAGAUCGUCAAUUACUGACGACGAAUAUAAGUACAUUGUCAAAUACCGUCAAAACUAAUAGUGCAAUAAACGUAGAUGAUUCUACCGACACUGCUUUAUCUACGGUAUCUACAAAGACAAAGUUUCACAAAAUUUUAAUUUACGAAGAUUUCAUGCGAUCUGUUACUGAUUUAAAAGGCAAAGUACAAAGCGAUGACAGUCAAUAUGGUAAAUUAGUCGAUUUUGGAGGUCAAGCUGUUUAUCAUGUUACACAUCGUCCAUUUCUAUCAGGAAACAGUAUAUAUAUUUUAGUUUUUAAUAUUACCCAUAAAUUCGAUGAUUAUGUUAUUGACAGGCAAGGAAAGAAGACUAAUAUGACUUAUAGACAUGCUAUGCAGGAAUGGCUUACAUCAACCAUAGGCAGCCAUGAUAGCGAUGAGACUAUUAAAGUAGAAAUUAAUGGUAAAAAGGAAGAGUAUUGUUUACCAGUUGUUAUCUUGAUAGCAUCACAUGGUGAUAAAAUUAAAGACGAUAAAGAACGCAAGAGUAGAUUUAAGGCAUUUAGGGAUUCUAUUAUUCAGACAUUAUCUGCAUACAAAUCCAACCUGUGCUGUUCUGGCAUUAUCUUCCAAUAUGAUUCCAACGAUGAUUCCCAAGCGGCUAUUGAACAGCGUAAACAGACUACAUUACAAUUACAUGAGUUAAUAAAGCAAUUCGCCCUUAGUUUACCGUUUAUGAAAGAAAAAAUUCCAAUUCGAUGGUAUCUCAUGGCAUCGAUAUUACAUACUUCAGCCGAUGAUGCAAGCAGACUAGCUGCAUCACAAACAGAAUUCAGUAACAUAAUAAAUAGAAUUCAUAAUAUUAUGACAUUUGAAGAGGUGAAACAAUUAGCUAAAGAUUGCGAAUUAUAUGAAAGCGACAAGAAAUUACGCAGUAUGCUAUUAUAUUUACAUGAUAUAGGUGAUAUUGUCUUUUGUCAGAAGAAAGGCGUAGAAGAAAUGGUUGUAACUAAUCUUGAUUGGCUACUCGGUAUAUUUCGAUCAAUUAUUAAGCUUGAUGAUCACGAAUUUACUAAUGCUAAUGUAAUAGAAUGUUAUAAUGAAGCUCAUCGAACUGGCAUAAUGUCUGAGGUAUGCAUUAAUAGCGUGGCGACCGAAUUUAAGUUGAAAGAGAUUGAGAAAGAAUUUUUAAUACAGUUAAUGGACAGUUAUAACAUUAUCUGUAAAAUCGAGGACGAAUCUAGUGGCCAGGAUAUUAAAAAAUGUCCUCAACAAUAUUUUGUACCUUAUUUACUCGAUCCACUUACUGAUGAUCUAGAUUUAAAUGAUUACUGUACAUCAGAUUGGCUUUACAUUGGAUACAAUAAAGAUAUUAUACCCUAUAUUCCUGAUGGCAUAUUUUAUUGCCAUUUAUCAGCCUGUUUAAAACUUUGGAAUGUUACACAAGUAAAAACUAGUUAUCGAUGUGCAAUAUACGUCAUGCCAAAAUAUCCAUUUCAGAUUAUUCUUAAGAAAGAAGAAUCUUACAUUGGCUUAAUCUAUUGCUAUCAGAAAGAUCCGCCCGACGCAGCAGAACAUAUUAAGAAGAAUAUCUUUAAUUGGAUUAGUGAAGCACGACUACCCUUCGAAGUCCAGGAUCAAUUGGACCAGAUUAUUCAUGAACGAAUGCCAAAAUUUAAGAGAGCUAAAAGUAGAUUUUACGUCAAAUGCUCUUAUUGCAGUAAAAUAGUAGAAAAGGUCGAUAUUCCAUCGAUGCCGAGUCCAGAUUAUAUUCGAUGUGACCAAGAGAAAUGUAGAAAGUAUUUUAAAUCGAAAUCGGUAUGUGAUUGGAUGAUGAAUGAAAAUGAAAGAAUAGCUAGUGAAACUGGUGAGGAAUAUUCCUAUAAAGUAAUAAAAAAUAUUAUUUUUAUAAAAGCCCGUAAUACCGAAAUGUACAGGUAG